CUUUUAUAUUUCUAAGAUUUAGUAGUAUUAUCCCUAGUAGUAUAUUGCUGCCAUUUUGUCAAGAUGAACUGCUGCAAUAACGACGAAGCCCUUAGGGAGGAGCGGGCCGAGCUCCAGGAGCAACAGCAACAGCAGGAGGUCAGAACCAUCAACACUGUGGCUGACCGCUCGAGAGCGCACGAGGUCUCGUCUUCCAUCGAUAGGCAAUGGGUUGCAGUAACAACGUACCAGCCCGUUGACACGAUCGUCAAGACGGUUGAGAUUCCAGUGGUCAAGACAGUUGAGAGGAUUGUCCCAAAGCCGGUGAUCCAGGAGCGUGUCAUACAUGUACCCCGUGAGGUUACCCAGAUUGUUGAAAAGGUGGUCGAGGUUCCAGACGUCAAGUACGUUGAAAAAAUUGUGGAAGUCCCUCAAAUCCAAUAUCGUAACAAACUUGUUCCCAAGGUUGAGAUUGUAGAAAAGAUUGUGGAGAGACCACAAAUUAUUGAGCAGUGGGUCGAAAAGAAGGUUGAGGUACCACAGAUUAAGGAGGUUGUACGUUACAAGGAAAUUGAUGGAACUGAAGAGGUUAUCAAGUACUAUCCACAGGGACACGGAAACAUUGAUUGGGACAAGGAGUGUGAAAAGGCUCACAUUAAUGCACCAAAGUCUGUGGGUGUCAUUAACUCCACGCAUUUGGUUGUAGAUGAUGGACCAGUAAAUGCCCAGUGCUGCUGAUGCAGUCUAUAAUUUAUUCUUGU
Theileria equi strain WA is the source of this 740-nucleotide messenger RNA. RefSeq lists its product as hypothetical. The transcript has 2 exons. NCBI's taxonomy places the organism in Eukaryota, Apicomplexa, Aconoidasida, Piroplasmida, Theileriidae. The coding region runs from base 64 to 717 and encodes 217 amino acids. The record is from RefSeq and is a predicted model, not a curated record.